Messenger RNA from Aspergillus melleus, 1275 nucleotides. RefSeq lists its product as uncharacterized. The record is from RefSeq and is a predicted model, not a curated record. Lineage: Eukaryota; Fungi; Ascomycota; Eurotiomycetes; Eurotiales; Aspergillaceae. The transcript is spliced from 4 exons. Bases 1 to 1275 code for a protein of 424 amino acids. Gene Ontology annotation, molecular function: O-methyltransferase activity.
AUGUCGCUCGAGUCUCUAGCAUCCACCAUCCAGGCCAAAUCGGCCCAGUUGGCCGGCAUCGCCAAAGAGCAUGGCUUCGAGGCCACGCUGGACACCAGCGCCGAGUUAACCAGCGUGGCUCCCCUGGCCGUUCGCAAUGAGCUCAUCCAGGCCGCGAAGGACCUGCUGUACCUGGCGUCGGGACCGACGGAUCACGUCCUCGGCCUGGCCUGGUCGGCCGCAGACACAUCCAACAUCGACCUUCUCACCCGCUUCGAAGUCCCUCAACACGUCCCUCUUACCUCCUCGAUCUCCAUCCCCGCCCUCUCCACCGCCACCAACCUCCCCGAAGACAUCCUCUACCGCGCCACGCGCUUCGCCAUCGCCAACGGCGUCUUCACGGAGCCCGCGCCUUCUGAAAUUGCGCACUCCCCGGCGUCGCGCGCCCUCGCGACCACGCCUCACCUGCGCAACAUCGUGCAUUUCGGCACUGAGUUCCUGGGUAACAUCCUCAUGAAGAUUCCCGAGCAGAUGCUUAUCCAGCGCGACGGCGCCGGCGUCGGUGAUAAGGUCCCCGACACGGCGUUCAAUCUGGCGUAUCGGACGGAUCAGAACUUGUUUGAUUUCUUUGCCGGGUCGAAGGAUCUCAAUCGUAAGUAUCAUGAGUAUUUGAUGGGGAGGGUUAAUACGCCCCUGUGGUCUAUGGAUCGCUUGCGUGCGGCGUGGGAUUGGGAGCGGUUGGCUGGGGGGACGAUUGUCGAUGUCGGCGGCUCAUCCGGCCACACAGCGCUUACCAUCGCCCCCCUGGCCCCAACCGCUACUUUCAUCGUGCAAGACAACAACGCCGACGCGCUCGACAUGGGCCGCAAGCUGAUUCUCAGUACCGGCGACGCAGCCCGUCAAGGCCAGAUCAGCUUCAUGAAACAUAACUUCUUCGAGGAGCAGCCCGUUGCCGCGGACGCUUAUAUCUUCCGUCAUAUCCUGCAUGACUGGAACGAUGCCGACUCGCUGUCUAUUAUCAAGGCGUUGGUUCCAGCAUUGAAGGAAGGUAGUCGGGUGUUUAUUUCCGAGGGGUUGUUGCCUGAUCCGCCUGCGAAGAGGUUGAAUACAUUGACGGAUAAGAUGAUUGUGAUCGAGGAUCAGUUCAUGUUGGCGGCGCAUAAUGCGCGCGAAAGGACCGUCGCGGACUUUGAGCGGAUCUUUAACCAGGCGAGUGAGCGGUUCCGCUUGGUGGGCGUUACUUCCGGGGCGCAGGCUGGGGCAUUUCAGUCGUUGUUGGAGUUCCAAUUUCAGUGA